Molecule: messenger RNA, 1716 nt
Organism: Penicillium cataractarum
Lineage: Eukaryota; Fungi; Ascomycota; Eurotiomycetes; Eurotiales; Aspergillaceae
Product: serine/threonine-protein kinase RIO1
Exons: 1
Coding region: 1-1716 (571 amino acids)
Biological process (GO): maturation of SSU-rRNA
Cellular component (GO): cytosol; preribosome, small subunit precursor
Molecular function (GO): protein serine/threonine kinase activity; ATP binding
Source: RefSeq, a predicted model, not a curated record
AUGAGUUCCUCUCAGUCGCCCGCAGAGGCCCCAGGCCCUGCUGAUGGCAUCCAACCAUCCCAUACCUACGUACCAAACCUGGGAUACGUGCAACCCGAAGGCGCAAAUUCAGCCGUGGCGGGGCAAGAACCCACCGACCUGGAAGAGGGGGAGGAAGAGGACGACGAAUACUACGACGACAUUUUCGAGGAGGAAGAAUUGGACCAGGAAGACUUCCAAUCCUCCGACCCUGCCGAUCUUACCAAGGCCUAUAACCGCCAGCGAAAGUUGAACGACCUCGCCGCCGAUCCCAACGCACCGAGAUGGACCUAUCCCAAGACGAACACACAGAAGCCCACAGUCAACACAUACGCCUCCGUCGACGAUCAAGUCAAGUCCCUUACUCGACAUGCUGCCAAGAUCAAGCUCGAUGACCAGCAGUCUGGUUUGUCUGGUGGUGGUGGUGGACGUGGUGGAGAUCGCGCGGACCGUGCUACAUCGGAACAGGUGCUGGACCCCCGCACUCGAAUGAUUCUGUUGCAAAUGAUCAAUCGCGGACUCGUGUCAGAGAUUCACGGUUGUUUGUCGACUGGUAAGGAGGCCAACGUCUACCAUGCCAUGUCGUUCCCCGAUGAGGACCAAGAGGCUGCCCCGCAGCACCGUGCGAUCAAGGUCUACAAGACCAGCAUUUUGGUCUUCAAGGAUCGUGACAAGUAUGUGACUGGUGAAUUCCGAUUCCGUCAAGGAUACAACAAGAGCAACAACCGCGCCAUGGUGAAGCUGUGGGCCGAGAAGGAGAUGCGUAACUUGCGGAGAAUUUAUGCCGCUGGUAUUCCUUGCCCCGAGCCCAUCUACCUGCGUCUGCACGUUCUUGUCAUGGGCUUCAUCGGCAGCUCGAAGGGUCUAGCCGCCCCCCGUCUGAAGGAUGUUGAGUUUGACAUCCCCGAGCCCGAGACCCGUUGGCGGUCCCUGUACAUGGAGUUGCUGGGUUGCAUGCGUGUCAUGUACCAGACGUGCCGUCUUGUCCACGCUGAUUUGAGCGAGUACAACAUUCUGUACCACAAGCAACGUCUAUACAUCAUUGAUGUUAGUCAAAGUGUUGAGCAUGAUCACCCUCGCAGCUUGGAGUUCCUUCGUAUGGAUAUCAAGAACGUGAGCGAUUUCUUCCGUCGCAAGGGUGUCGACACCUUGCCCGAGCGCACUAUUUUCCAGUUCAUCCUUUCCCCCGAGGGCCCUACCGACAUCACUCAAGGUAACGAGGAGAUGUUUGAAGCGAUUGAGAAGCUCUUCGCCGCCCGUGCGGAAGGUGGUGAUCAGGAGGCUGAGGAGGUCGACACUGCCGUGUUCCGUCAACAAUACAUCCCCCAGACCCUCGAUCAAGUGUACGACGUCGAGCGUGAUGCCGAGAAGAUCCGUGAUGGUGGCGGUGCCGACCUGGUUUACGGAGAUCUGCUAGCCACUGGCAAGGCCAAGCCCACCGAGGCCGAGGCCAAUGAAGAAUCCGAUGCCAGUGGUGGAGUCUCCGUCUCUGGUUCUGAUUCCGAGGAGGACGAAGAAGGCGCAGAGCACGACCCCUUCGCAAAGAAGCCUCCUCGUGGCAAGCGUUUCGAGGACAAGGAUUGUAAGCGCGAGCACAAGGCCAAGGUCAAGGAAGAGAAGCGUGAGCAGCGUGCGAACAAGAUGCCGAAACACCUUAAGAAACGCCUGGUCUCUACUUCUUCCCGCAAGAAGAAAUAG